Messenger RNA from Linepithema humile (Argentine ant), 2537 nucleotides. RefSeq names its product probable cytochrome P450 12a5, mitochondrial. Lineage: Eukaryota; Metazoa; Arthropoda; Insecta; Hymenoptera; Formicidae. Gene Ontology annotation, biological process: cholesterol metabolic process; cellular response to peptide hormone stimulus; C21-steroid hormone biosynthetic process. Gene Ontology annotation, molecular function: heme binding; monooxygenase activity; iron ion binding. Gene Ontology annotation, cellular component: mitochondrial inner membrane. The record is from RefSeq and is a predicted model, not a curated record.
CAGUGGUUGUGACAUUCUACGUGUGAAUACACUGCUGCGGCGUGAAAAUAGAAUUUCUAUCCCGCUGAUACAUUUCCGCCUGUAUUUUAUCUCGACCGAUUACGACAAUUUAAUCUCUGCGAAGCGAAUGUUUAUCGGUUUUAUUCUGACUCGCUUAUUGGCGAUGUAUGUAUCGGGGUCAUUCGAGCUUUAAAAUCCGCAAAAGUCAAACAAGCAAAACAAUUUCUUACCCAAUAGUGCGCGAUAAGCAAGAGGAGAUCAGAAGCGACACGUGUCAAUAGUGAGUGAUCGUCUCGGAAACAUUAAAAACUCAAAAGUCAGACGAACAAAACAGUUCUUACUCGGCGCGUGACAGACAGAGAAGGUUUCCUCAAGCAGAAGCCCGACGCGUGACGAUAGGAAGAUCGUUGAAAUCUACGAAAGGAAGAUACGAGGGCGACUCAAAGACGUACGCCCUGCAAGAUUGUGCGAUAGUAUCGAUACUUCGCAGAACGACAAAGGCAUCCAGUAUAGAGCAUGAUGCGUGCCAGAUUUCUCAUUCGCGAGAUCAAUGGAUCGCACUCGCCAUGGGAGAUGCUACGUCGCGCGAGGUCGAUCGCGACUCCGAUCGAACACGGCGAAACCAACGCGACCAACGAUUUGCAAAACGCGCGAUCGGUCAACGAUAUUCCCGGCCCGAAAGCGUUGCCUGUGCUUGGCAAUUGGUUCAGAUUCAUACCGUAUAUAGGUGAAUAUGGCAAUGCGAAUAUGAUAACGCGAUUGCGGAUGCUGCGUGAACAGUAUGGCAAUAUCGUUAAAUUGGACGGCUUAUUGAAUUCCCGAUCAACCGUCUUUCUAUUCUCCCCGGAACUAUGCGAAAAGAUGUAUCGGAACGAAGGCACGUGGCCACUACGACAGAGCAUGGAAUGCAUGCAUUACUAUCGCACCAGCAGGAAGGAUAUCUACGGCGAAAUGUACGGACUUCCAACAAGCCAGGGUAAAAUAUGGCACAACUUUCGCUCCAAAGUCAAUCCGUACAUGAUGCAACCGCGAAUGGUUCAAGCGCACAUCGCACCGAUCAGCAAAGUGACCAGCGACUUCGUGGAAAGGAUGCGUACAUUGAAGGACCCCAAGACGCUAGAAUUGCCGGAUAAUUUCCUGAACGAAUUAUACAAGUGGGCCUUGGAAUCAAUAUGUUUGAUCGCGAUGAAUUGCCGACUGGGGUGCCUAAGGCCUAAUCUAACCGCGGACUCGGAACCGCAAAUAAUGAUUAAUUGCGUGCACGACAUGUUCGAUCUCAUAUACCGUUUGGAGAUCCUACCGUCUCUGUGGAAGGUGUACAAUACGCGGAAUCUCAGGAAGUUCUUCCGUGUGAUGGAUACGUUUAAUGAAAUCAUCGGUAAACACAUCGAGCGCGCCGAGACGAAGCUACGUGAAACAACGGACGGCACGGACCUGCAGGACCACAGUGUAUUGGAAAAGCUCUUGCGUAUCGACAAGCAAACGGCUCACAUAAUGGCGCUAGAUAUGCUAACGGGAGGUGUUGAUACGACCGGUAACAUGGCCGCCGGCUUAUUGUAUUACCUCGCAACUAAUCCAGAGAAACAGGAAAAACUGCGAGAGGAAGUGAUGUCCGUGUUGCCGGACAAAACGUCGCCUGUUACGCAUAAUGUCUUAAGUCAGACGAAAUACGCCAAAGCCUGCAUUAAAGAAUCCCUCCGACUGUUUCCCGUCGCCAUUGGUACUCUUAGAACCGUGCCAACGGAUGUUUGCUUAGGAGGAUACAAAAUACCAAAAGGGUACGACGUUUUGCUUGUUCACGAGUUGCUCACGUUGGAGCCUACGCAGUUUCCGCGACCGGAGGAGUACAUUCCCGAGAGAUGGUUGCGGGGCAACACGAAGUUUCCAUCAGCCAAGGAGGCGCAUCCCUUCUCGUAUAUGCCUUUCGGAUUCGGCCCUCGCACCUGCAUCGGCCGACGAUUCUCCGAAAUGGAGGUCGAGACGCUGGUCCUGACAGUCAUACGAAAUUUCCGGAUCGAAUGGCAUCACGGACCGUUCGAGUACGAAAGCCGAUUUAUAAAUACAGUGUCGACGCCGAUGCGACUCAAACUUGUCGAUUUGUAGAUCGUCCGAAAUCACUCCACGAUCGGUCCGCGUUGCGGAAUUGUCGUAUGGUACGACACUCUUUUUAAUAAUUACGAAACACCGACGCGAAUGUCGGUGUCGCUGCUGGUUACGAGCAUCUGACCCGAAGAAACCAACUGGAGUGGAGAAGACGCGCACCAUCGACCGACCGCGAUUCUUACAAUUUUAAUUUACGUCCGAGGACGGGAAGUGCGACAUUUCAUAGAAAUUUUUAACGCGGAAGCUGAAAAUUUUUCGAGAGUUCCCGAAAGAACAAACAUACGUGUCCGCGUUUUAAAGGAACGUAAACACGGAAAAUGUGAUUGCAAAUUGUACAUACUGAAAAAUGUGACUUACGUAAAUAUUACUAUAAACACAUUUCACAUAAUUUGUACAAAGUUAAUCAAAUAAUUACCUUUAUUAUUUAAAACUAA